UUCUUCUUCCUGUCGUCUGUCGUUCUGUAAAAUUUGUAGAACUAUUUACGCAAAACUCUAAGCUGGAAAGAAAAUCUUCAAAAAAGCUAUCAAAUCAGAUUCAUAUAGAACUUCGAUGGCCGGAGACAAGAAACGUCGUUCUCGGUCCCCGCGAGAACGAAUAAUUGAUCUGGAUAGAGAUCGAGCAAGAGACCGCGACAGAUACCGAGAACGUGAAUACCAAAACGACCGAGAGCGGGACCGGGACCGAGAUCGGGAUCGAUAUGACCGUGAGCGUGAACGAGACCGGGAUAGAGACCGAGACCGUGGAGGAGCAUUUGCUACUAAUAGGGAACGGCCUGUAGAAAAUUUGCCCAAGCGGCGAAUGUCUGGAGAAUGGAGCCGAGACAAAAAGAAGAAAAAGGAUGAUACCGAGCGAAAGGAAGAUCCUGAGGUUAUAGAAGAAGUUAAACCGGAUGUGAAAAAGGAGCCACCUGUUAAUAAGAAAGAACCACUCUCGCUAGAAGAGUUGCUGGCUAAAAAGAAAGCAGAAGAGGAAGCCCGAAGUAAGCCAGUAUUUAUUUCAAAAGAACAACGUGCCGCUGAAGCAUUGAAACGACGCCAGGAAGAAGUCGCCGCCAUGCGUGCCGCAAGUGCAAACUCUGUAGCAAAGUUCGGAGACAUUCCGGUUUCUGUUUUAUUGAAUAGAGAAAAGAAGGACGUUUUGGAGAAGUAUGACCGUAGGGAGAGGGAACGGGAACGAGAACGAGAGCGAGAGCGUGAAAAAGCACGGGACAGAGAUCGGGAUGGAAAAGAAAAAGAUCGUGGACAGGACGAUGACAAAAGACGUUCAAAUACAGAAGAUCCAAAUACUAAGGAUAAGGAAAAGGAGCAGGAAGCAAUUCGCGAGCGUUAUUUGGGUAUUAUCAAAAAGAAAAGGCGAGUCCGACGGUUGAAUGAUAGGAAGUUCGUAUUCGAUUGGGAUGCUGCUGAAGAUACGUCGGUUGAUUAUAACAAUCUCUAUAAAGAAAGGCAUCAUGUUCAAUUCUUCGGUCGUGGCAAUAUUGCUGGAAUCGAUAUUAAAGAUCAAAAAAAGAAGCAAAGCAAAUUUUAUGGAGAUCUUUUAGAAAAACGCCGAACUGAUGCUGAAAAGGAACAAGAAAAAGUCCGCUUAAAAAAGGUAAAAAAGAAGGAAGAAAAACAGAAAUGGGAUGACCGUCACUGGUCUGAAAAAGACUGCGAUGAAAUGACCGAGCGAGACUGGCGCAUUUUUCGCGAGGAUUACAACAUUACAAUAAAAGGUGGAAAAAUUCCAAAUCCAUUCAGAAACUGGAAAGAAUCCGGUUUUCCUAAAGAAAUCUUGGAUAUUAUCGACAAAGUUGGUUAUAAGGAACCCACACCCAUCCAGCGACAAGCUAUCCCGAUCGGUUUGCAAAAUAGGGAUAUCAUUGGUAUCGCCGAAACCGGUUCCGGUAAAACAUUAGCUUUCUUAAUUCCUUUGCUAACCUGGAUUCAGUCGCUGCCCAAAAUAGACCGAUUGGAAACAGCUGAUCAAGGACCAUAUGCAAUUAUUUUGGCUCCUACAAGAGAGUUGGCUCAACAGAUCGAAGAAGAAACACAGAAAUUUGGUCAACCGCUUGGCAUACGAACGGUUGUGGUGGUCGGUGGUUUGUCUCGAGAGGAACAAGGGUUCCGACUUCGAUUAGGUUGUGAAAUUGUUAUUGCCACUCCUGGUCGACUGAUUGAUGUUCUAGAGAAUCGCUAUCUUGUGCUUAAUCAAUGCACAUACAUCGUUUUGGAUGAAGCAGAUCGUAUGAUAGAUAUGGGUUUCGAACCGGACGUUCAAAAAAUUCUUGAAUACAUGCCGGUAACUAAUCUAAAGCCGGACACCGAAGAAGCUGAAGAUGCAUCAAAAUUAAUGGCUAAUUUCAAUACAAAGAAGAAAUAUCGACAAACCGUCAUGUUUACAGCUACGAUGCCGCCGGCAGUUGAACGUUUAGCCAGAACCUAUCUGCGAAGACCGGCAACGGUAUAUAUUGGUUCCGUCGGACGGCCUACGGAACGAACAGAACAAAUAGUCCAUAUCAUGACUGAGAACGAGAAGCGUAAGAAGUUGAUGGAAAUUCUUUCUCGUGGUGUCGAACCUCCUUGCAUCAUUUUUGUCAACCAGAAAAAGGGUGCCGAUGUUCUGGCUAAGGGUCUCGAGAAGCUCGGUUAUAAUGCAUGCACACUACACGGCGGCAAAGGUCAAGAACAGCGAGAGUACGCCUUGGCUUCGCUUAAAAACGGUUCCAAAGACAUUUUGGUCGCGACAGAUGUUGCUGGACGUGGUAUCGAUAUCAAGGAUGUCUCACUGGUCAUCAAUUACGAUAUGGCUAAAACGAUUGAAGAUUACACUCAUCGUAUUGGUCGCACGGGCCGUGCUGGAAAAACCGGAUGUGCUAUUUCAUUCUGUACGAAAGACGAUAGCCAUCUAUUCUAUGAUCUGAAGCAGAUCAUUAUGGCCAGCCCGGUGUCUGUAUGUCCUCCGGAAUUAAUGAAUCAUGCCGAUGCGCAGCAUAAGCCCGGCACAGUUGUUACCAAGAAACGAAGAGAGGAAAAAAUAUUUGCGUAGAGCAAUAUUGGUUUAGCACGUCUUCUAUGUUCUAGCAUUUGAAAUAUUGAAACAU
Messenger RNA from Sabethes cyaneus, 2648 nucleotides. Its product is annotated as probable ATP-dependent RNA helicase DDX23. Gene Ontology annotation, molecular function: RNA binding; ATP binding; RNA helicase activity. The transcript has 2 exons. The record is from RefSeq and is a predicted model, not a curated record. NCBI's taxonomy places the organism in Eukaryota, Metazoa, Arthropoda, Insecta, Diptera, Culicidae. Gene Ontology annotation, biological process: mRNA splicing, via spliceosome. Gene Ontology annotation, cellular component: catalytic step 2 spliceosome. Bases 116 to 2593 code for a protein of 825 amino acids.